Messenger RNA from Cannabis sativa, 579 nucleotides. RefSeq lists its product as uncharacterized. The record is from RefSeq and is a predicted model, not a curated record. The transcript has a single exon. Bases 1 to 579 code for a protein of 192 amino acids. Lineage: Eukaryota; Viridiplantae; Streptophyta; Magnoliopsida; Rosales; Cannabaceae.
AUGGUAGAAAAUGUCGAUUACGUAUUCACUGGGAUGAGACUGGUGAGAGACGACACCUUGGACUUGAAGCGGUUCAAAGGACUAGUGAAGCCAUUGAACAUAUUUGAUCUCGUAUGCUUUGCUUCACAAAGUAGACAAAAAAGCUACGUUGAUCCGAAGCGUAGGGAUAUUGAGUUCCAAGUGAGAGAUUCUGUAUUUCUUCGAGUAUCACCUAUGAAAGAGAUACGUAAAUUUUGGAAGAAAGAGAAACUAAGCCCUAGAUUCAUUGAUCCUUUUAAAAUACUGGAACGAGUAGGUCAGGUAGCCUAUCAGCUAGCUUUACCUCCUGCGUUGUCCAGAGUGCAUAAUGUGUUUCAUAUCUCUAUCCUGAGAAAGUACGUGUCAGAUCCGAUACAUAUUUUGUGCUAUAAUGACAUUGAGCUUCAAACAAACUUAUCAUAUGAGGAAACACCUAUACAGGUUUUGGACCAGAAGAAAAAUGUACUUCGAAAUAAGACCAUUCCAUUGGUUAAAAUAUUAUGGAGAAACAACAAGGUUGAGGAAGCAACUUGGGAGUUAGAGUCGCAGAUGCGGGAGUAG